Molecule: messenger RNA, 2942 nt
Organism: Megalobrama amblycephala (Wuchang bream)
Lineage: Eukaryota; Metazoa; Chordata; Actinopteri; Cypriniformes; Xenocyprididae
Gene: eef2b
Product: eukaryotic translation elongation factor 2b
Exons: 13
Coding region: 152-2728 (858 amino acids)
Biological process (GO): translational elongation
Cellular component (GO): ribonucleoprotein complex; cytosol
Molecular function (GO): GTP binding; translation elongation factor activity; GTPase activity
Source: RefSeq, a predicted model, not a curated record
GCGUCAUGACGCAGAUCUGAAAGCGUCAGCUGAAUAUAAAGGCGCGCUGCGGCAUGACGCGUCCUUCUCCCCUGCCUGUCCCCACCAGCGGAAGGCAGCGUGCUCUCUGUUCCAGUUCCAGUGCUGAGUGAAUCGAGAAACAUCUGUCAAAAUGGUGAACUUCACAGUCGACCAGAUCCGUGCCAUCAUGGACAAGAAGUCCAACAUCCGUAACAUGUCCGUGAUUGCGCACGUGGAUCACGGUAAAUCUACACUGACCGACUCUCUGGUGUCCAAGGCUGGAAUCAUCGCUUCCGCCCGCGCCGGAGAGACCCGCUUCACUGACACACGCAAAGACGAGCAGGAGCGCUGCAUCACCAUCAAAUCCACCGCCAUCUCCAUGUACUACGAGCUGACUGAGAAUGACAUGGCCUUCAUUAAGCAGUGUAAGGAUGGGAUGGGUUUCCUCAUUAACCUGAUCGACUCUCCCGGCCACGUGGACUUCUCCUCUGAGGUCACAGCCGCUCUGCGUGUCACCGAUGGAGCUCUGGUUGUGGUGGACUGCGUCUCUGGUGUGUGCGUGCAGACCGAGACGGUGCUGAGACAGGCCAUCGCCGAGCGCAUUAAGCCCGUGCUGAUGAUGAACAAGAUGGACCGGGCCCUGCUGGAGCUGCAGCUAGAGCCUGAGGAGCUGUACCAAACCUUCCAGCGCAUCGUGGAGAACGUCAACGUCAUCAUCUCCACCUACGGAGAGGACGAGGGUGGACCCAUGGGUAGCAUCAUGAUUGAUCCAGUCAUCGGUACUGUGGGUUUUGGUUCCGGUCUGCACGGCUGGGCCUUCACUCUAAAGCAGUUUGCCGAGAUGUAUGUGGCCAAGUUUGCUGCUAAAGGUGAUGGUCAGCUGGGCCCAGCUGAACGCUGUAAGAAAGUGGAGGACAUGAUGAAGAAACUCUGGGGUGACAGAUACUUUGACCCAGCCACCGGUAAAUUCAGCAAGACCGCAAACGGCCCCGAUGGAAAGAAACUGCCCCGCACCUUCGCCCAGCUCAUCCUGGACCCCAUCUUCAAGGUGUUCGAUGCCAUCAUGAACUUCAAGAAGGAAGAAACCGCCAAACUGAUUGAUAAGCUUGAAAUCAAGCUGGACGCCGAGGAUAAGGAUAAAGAAGGCAAGCCCCUGCUGAAGGCCGUGAUGCGUCGCUGGCUGCCCGCCGGAGAAGCUCUGCUUCAGAUGAUCACCAUCCACCUGCCCUCUCCCGUCACGGCCCAGAAGUACCGCUGCGAGCUGCUUUAUGAAGGACCUGGAGAUGAUGAAGCUGCCAUGGGUAUCAAGAACUGCGACCCGAAGGCUCCCCUCAUGAUGUACAUCUCAAAAAUGGUGCCGACCACCGAUAAGGGCCGCUUCUAUGCUUUCGGCCGUGUGUUCUCUGGUGUCGUGUCCACUGGGCUGAAAGUGAGAAUCAUGGGACCAAACUUCACCCCUGGGAAAAAAGAGGAUCUUUACCUGAAACCCAUCCAGAGGACCAUUUUGAUGAUGGGACGUUAUGUCGAGCCCAUUGAAGACGUGCCAUGCGGUAACAUCGUGGGUCUGGUUGGCGUGGACCAGUUCUUGGUGAAGACAGGGACCAUCACGACCUUCGAGCAGGCCCACAACAUGCGUGUGAUGAAGUUCAGCGUCAGCCCUGUGGUCAGAGUGGCGGUGGAGGCCAAGAAUCCUGCCGACCUGCCCAAACUAGUGGAGGGACUCAAACGCCUGGCCAAGUCCGACCCCAUGGUGCAGUGCAUCAUUGAGGAGUCUGGAGAGCACAUCAUCGCUGGCGCUGGAGAACUUCACCUGGAAAUCUGCCUUAAAGAUCUGGAGGAAGACCAUGCGUGCAUUCCACUUAAGAAAUCAGACCCUGUUGUGUCAUACAGAGAGACGGUCAGUGCAGAAUCAGACCAGAUGUGUUUGUCCAAAUCCCCCAACAAGCACAACCGUCUGUACAUGAAGGCCAGGCCGUUCCCCGACGGUCUCGCUGAAGACAUCGACAAGGGCGAGGUGACGUCCCGUCAGGAGCUCAAGGCCCGCGCCCGUUACCUGGCCGACAAAUACGAGUGGGAGGUCACAGAGGCCCGUAAGAUCUGGUGCUUCGGACCUGACGGAACCGGACCCAACGUCCUGGUGGACGUGACCAAGGGAGUGCAGUACCUGAACGAGAUCAAGGACAGCGUUGUGGCUGGAUUCCAGUGGGCCACUAAAGAGGGUGUGCUGUGCGAGGAGAACAUGCGUGCCGUCCGUUUCGACAUCCAUGACGUCACACUCCACACAGACGCCAUCCACCGCGGCGGUGGCCAGAUCAUUCCCACGGCCCGCAGGGUUCUGUACGCCUGUCAGCUCACAGCCGAGCCCAGACUCAUGGAGCCCGUCUACCUGGUGGAGAUUCAGUGCCCAGAGCAGGUGGUCGGCGGCAUCUACGGCGUGUUGAACAGAAAACGAGGACACGUGUUUGAGGAGUCUCAGGUCAUGGGAACGCCCAUGUUUGUCGUUAAGGCCUUCCUGCCUGUCAACGAGUCUUUCGGUUUCACAGCUGACCUGCGCUCCAACACCGGCGGUCAGGCCUUCCCUCAGUGCGUGUUCGACCACUGGCAGAUCCUGCCUGGUGACCCCCAGGACGCCCAGUCCAAACCUUUCCAGAUCGUCGGUGACACGCGCAAACGCAAGGGCCUGAAAGAGGGCAUCCCGGCACUCGACAACUACCUGGACAAGUUAUAAACGGCUGAAGGACACGUCUACCCCUGUAGCCCAACCUCGGCGCUUUAUUCUCAUUCGUGUUUCAUUCCUUCCCUCCUGCACUCGCUUCCUUCCCUCAGAGUACAUGAGAGGGACUGGAUGGUACAGGGCACAAACAUAUGACACACUUCUCACAUGCAAACAGGAAAGUCAAGUGGAUUAUGUAAAUCUAAAAGAAAAUAAAAAUGGAAAAUUA